AUGUCGGCGACAACAAUUUUGACACCGUCGCCGAAUACAGUCUCGAAUACUCCGAACGGAGAAAGCAAUGGCAAGUGCAGUCCAGAACGCGUCAAGAGACCUAUGAAUGCAUUUAUGGUGUGGAGCAGAGAGCGGAGACGUCGCAUGGCGCAAGAAAACCCCAAGAUGCAUAAUUCUGAGAUAUCAAAGCGGCUAGGAGCCGAAUGGAAACAGCUAUCAGACGCAGAGAAGCGGCCGUAUGUGGACGAAGCGAAGAGACUGCGAGCCGUUCACAUGAAAGACCACCCCGACUACAAGUACAGACCGCGUCGAAAGAGCAAAACUUUAUUGAAGAAAGACAACAAGUAUACACUGUCGAUGCUCGGAGCGCAAGGUGGACCGCCUGUUCAGCGAUCAGUUGCGCAAAGCCCGGCCGAACAUUUUUCCCAACUGAAUGGCUUUACUUACGGGCCUAUUACGGCCUACAGCCAAAUGAAUGUCAAUGAUCCUUAUAGUAAUAUGUACGCUGGCCAUCCGCUUUCACCGCAUACCCCUACUCAACUUCAACCUUCUAAUGCUCUGCACCAUUCUGGAUACACUUCAAUGGGAGGUGGACAGAUUUAUAAUCCCGUGUCAACUCAAGGCCAAGUAUACACCUUGAAUGGGACUCAGUCGAUGAACUCGAUUACUCCUUUGUCAUAUUCGCAACCUAGCAAUCCUGUUCUCCUACCUAACGUUAAACAAGAAAUGCCUAGUCCUGGUUCGCAAGCUGGUCGCGGUCGUAGUUGCACGGAUCAAUUGGGAGAUAUGAUAAAUACAUAUCUACCUGGGGAUAGCGGAGCUCCAAACACGAAUCACCAUCAAGUCGGCGGUGCAAGCCACGUCCAACCAAAUCGUUACAGCCAGUGGCAAGAUCAGAUCACCGUGGCAAACAGUAUGCCUGUCCAUAACAGUAUUUCUAACGUUUCUGGUGUGAGCGGGACAAUCCCAUUAACUCACUUACCAUGA
Molecule: messenger RNA, 987 nt
Organism: Porites lobata
Lineage: Eukaryota; Metazoa; Cnidaria; Anthozoa; Scleractinia; Poritidae
Source: the annotation of a GenBank genome assembly